Brassica oleracea var. oleracea is the source of this 3014-nucleotide messenger RNA. RefSeq names its product pentatricopeptide repeat-containing protein At2g27610. Gene Ontology annotation, biological process: RNA modification. Lineage: Eukaryota; Viridiplantae; Streptophyta; Magnoliopsida; Brassicales; Brassicaceae. Gene Ontology annotation, molecular function: RNA binding; protein binding; zinc ion binding. The transcript has a single exon. Bases 89 to 2671 code for a protein of 860 amino acids. The record is from RefSeq and is a predicted model, not a curated record.
UAGAAAAAUCAUUCCAUGUCGAUAUAUUUUAUACAAAUUUGAAGCGAAAAUGCCAGCAAACUUUUAGCUCUUUAGUUCGAAAAGCAAAAUGCAAUUCAGAACGACAAUAUGGAGACAUCAAUCUCUGGAGAAGCUCAAACCCAAAUUCAGAACAUAUACCCUUGGUGUCGUCGUUGCAUCAGCGUCUCGUUUUCACGUAGCACAAAACCUGUUCGACAAAAGUCCUGACCGAGUUCAAGAAAACCACACAAGCUUGCUCUUCGGCUACUCUCGCGACGGACGCACUCAAGAAGCGACGAGGCUCUUCUUAACCAUCCACCGUUCCGGAGCCGAGAUGGACUGCUCAACCUUCUCCUCCGUGCUAAAGGUUUCCGCUACUCUAUGCGACGAGCUUCUCGGCAAACAGCUUCAUUGUCAAUGCGUAAAGUUUGGGUUUUUAGACGAUGUGAGCGUCGGCACGUCGCUUGUUGACACGUACAUGAAAGGCAGUAACGUUAAAGACGGAAGAAACGUUUUUAAUGAGAUGAAAGAGAGGAACGUUGUUACUUGGACUACUUUGAUAAGCGGGUACGCGAGGAACGGGUCCAACGAGGAGGUUCUGAAGCUGUUUAUGCGAAUGUAUAAAGAAGGGACCGAGCCUAACUCGUUUACGUUCGCAGCUGCUCUUGGAGUUUUGGCUGAAGAAGGAGUGAGUGGGAGGGGGAGGCAGGUGCACACGGUCGUUGUCAAGAACGGUUUAGACAAAACCAUUCCGGUUUCCAACUCUCUGAUUAAUCUCUAUCUCAAAUGUGGUAACGUUGGGAAAGCUAGAAUCUUGUUUGAUAAGACUGAAGUGAAGAGUGUGGUUACGUGGAACAGUAUGAUCUCUGGAUACGCAGGGAACGGUCUUGAUUUAGAAGCGUUGGGGAUGUUUCACUCCAUGAGGCUUAACCACGUCCGGUUAUCGGAAUCGAGCUUUGCUUCCGUUAUCAAGCUCUGCGCUAACCUCAAAGAGCUGAGGUUCACGGAGCAGCUCCAUUGCAGUGUUGUGAAGUACGGGUUUUCGUUUGAUCAGAACAUAAGGACGGCUCUGAUGGUGGCUUAUAGUAAAUGUACAGUGAUGUGUGAUGCUCUUAGGCUGUUCAAAGAGACGGGUCUCCGCGGGAAUGUUGUGACGUGGACAGCGAUGAUCAGUGGUUUCUUGCAGAACGAUGGGAAAGAGGAAGCAGUGGAUUUGUUUAAGGAGAUGAGGAGGAAAGGUGUUAGACCGAACGAGUUCACUUAUUCCGUCGUUCUCACCGCUCUUCCUGUGAUUUCUCCAGCAGAGGUUCAUGCGCAAGUUUUAAAGACUAACUACGAGAGAUCUUCAACGGUUGGGACCGCUCUUCUAGAUGCUUAUGUGAAGUUAGGUAAAGCAGACGAGGCUGCAAAAGUUUUUAGCAGUAUUGAUGAUAAAGACAUUGUGGCUUGGUCAGCGAUGCUUGCGGGAUACGCUCAGACCGGAGAGACGGAAGCAGCUGUAAAGAUGUUUAGCGAGCUCACAAAGGGAGGGAUAAAACCGAACGAGUUCACAUUAUCCAGCGUCCUUAACGUGUGUGCUGCUGCUUCCGCAUCUUCUGGACAGGGAAAGCAGUUCCAUGGGUUCGCUAUAAAAUCAAGAGUGGAGAACUCUUUAAUUGUUAGUAGCGCUCUUUUAACCAUGUAUGCAAAGAAAGGCGACAUCGAGAGCGCGGAAGCAGUCUUCAAAAGGCAGGGAGAGAGAGAUCUAGUGUCGUGGAACUCGAUGAUCUCCGGGUAUGCACAGCACGGGGAAGCUAUUAAGGCUCUCGAUGUUUUCGAGGAGAUGAAGAGGCAGAAGGUGAAAAUGGAUAGCGUAACGUUCAUAGGAGUGUUUGCCGCUUGUACACACGCAGGGUUUGUAGAAGAAGGCGAGAAGUAUUUCGAUAUAAUGGUGAGAGAAUGCAAGAUUGCACCUACAAAGGAGCAUAAUAGCUGUAUGGUCGAUCUAUACAGCCGAGCCGGGCUACUUGAAAAGGCUAUGGAGGUCAUAGACAACAUGCCGUACCCAGCCGGUUCGACCAUUUGGAGGACAAUUCUAGCUGCCUGCCGUGUGCACAAGAGAACAGAGCUUGGGAGAUUAGCUGCAAAGAAGAUCAUUGAUAUGAAACCAGAGGAUUCAGCUGCGUAUGUGCUUUUGUCUAAUAUGUAUGCAGAGUCAGGAGAUUGGGGAGAGAGAGCCAAAGUAAGGAAGCUGAUGGAGGAGAGAAAGGUGAAGAAAGAAGCUGGUUACAGUUGGAUUGAGGUGAAGAACAAGACUUAUGCGUUCUUGGCGGGUGAUCGGUCUCAUCCUCUCAAAGACCAGAUCUAUAAGAAGGUAGAGGAUUUGAGUAGACGGCUGAAGGAUUUAGGGUAUGAGCCGGAUACGAGUUAUGUGCUUCAAGAUAUUGAUGAUGAGCAUAAAGAAGCUGUUCUUGCUCAGCAUAGUGAGAGAUUAGCUAUUGCAUUUGGGUUGAUAGCUACACCGCAGGGAAGUCCUCUUUUGAUCAUUAAGAACCUUAGGGUUUGUGGGGAUUGUCAUGCAGUUAUCAAACUGAUUGCGAAGAUUGAAGAAAGAGAGAUUGUAGUUAGAGAUACAAAUCGGUUUCAUCACUUUAGUAGUGAUGGAAUUUGCUCAUGUGGGGACUUUUGGUGACAAUAUUAAAGAGAAAUACAUUAUUCAAGCAUUUUAUAAAACACUAGUGUCUCAGCCCGUACUAAAUAAUCUUAGAAAUUGUGAAUUUGACAGCUAUACCUAAAGGGGAAGGCCCUUUAGAACUUGCAUUGUGGUUUGAAUUGCUCCAGGUUGCCUAGGUCCACAGGACAUCCAUUUACCAUCAAGAACAUUGCAUCUUGGGUUUUGCGCACAGGAUCAAAACGAACGUCUUUUACCUGCAGGAGCCAGAAAGAUUGUCAGGACAAAGGCUUAUCUAUCUAGUAGCUACUUGGGGGCAAACUGUGGAAAACAAUAAAUCACUAGGGGCAAGUUACUUGCACAG